Molecule: messenger RNA, 4213 nt
Organism: Osmia bicornis bicornis
Lineage: Eukaryota; Metazoa; Arthropoda; Insecta; Hymenoptera; Megachilidae
Gene: CCAP-R
Product: cardioacceleratory peptide receptor
Exons: 8
Coding region: 2514-3725 (403 amino acids)
Biological process (GO): G protein-coupled receptor signaling pathway
Cellular component (GO): membrane
Molecular function (GO): vasopressin receptor activity
Source: RefSeq, a predicted model, not a curated record
UCGUACGAGGAAGUGUGUUCUCGUUCGUUUUCAUCCCGAUUCCUUCACCAUUCGUUCUCGUCCUGUUUACAUCACCGAUAACACAUCACUCCUUUUCCUGCAACUUUCGCACAGCCGCCAAUCGGAUGACACGACGAUCCGCGAUUAAAGAAGGAUAAUCAAAAAUGUACCCGUCUUAAAAAGCGGCCCAAGGAUUCUUGUCGAAGAUUCAAAUUUAAACUUAUCAUAUAAAACGAAGAUUUAUUUGCAUAGAAAAUAUAAAAAAAAGUUAUAACAGAACAAAUAUUAUCACUGUAUUCCUAUUUCCGAAUCGGGAUUGCAAUACACGUUGGAAGAGCUAAAGGUGCUUGAAAGUGUAUACAUUUUUAACAAUAUUUUAAAAUCCUCGUCAUUUUAGUCGUGUCUCGAUAAUCCAAAUGAUACUUUUAAUAAAUUUGUGAACAAAUCUCUGUCCACAAAAAAAGAGAAAUAGCGAGUUUCAGUCGUGCUUCGAAAUCUAAAUGAAACUUUGGACAAACCUCCUCGAAUUUCGGUCCACUUUUUUCUAAAAAAAAAAACUUAAUUCAUUUAAUAAUAUUCUGUGAGAAUCAAAGCAUUUACCAAAAAAGAAAUCUGUAGUUUUCUGAAAAUAAUCUUUCGAUCAGAAUUUUUGAUCAGCUUUGUAGAAGCUUCUACUGUUUAUUUUACUGGGGUUGUCUAUACGCUCCGCACACUGGCUUUUAACAUGAAGAUUAUUUUUAUUAAAAAGUUGAUGAAAUAGCAUAGAUCAAAGCUGGCGGAAAUGUUCUGCAAACUUUGACAUUUUUUUCAGUUUAUUUCUCGUGGUUAAUUCUACGAAACUUUUUCAAUGAUGUGAAAAUAAUGCGAUAUUAGACAUAAAAAAUAAUAGCUUUUCGUAUCUGUAAAGAUAACUUAUAUUUCUGUCCACAAUUUAAAUAAAUGGACUAUUGUUCGAGCGAAGCAGCACUGAGUGAAAAUACUGUAUCGACUGGAAAAAUAAAGGCAUUGUAUUUUUUGUUUUCCAUCGAGUCGAUACGUGUGUCCAAUUGAAAUCUGAUAGAAAUUGAGAGAAUUGUUGCGCGUUCAGAAAAUGUUGCUUUUUUAAAUAUACCUCUGUUGAAAACAAGUAUGUUUGUUAAUUUGGAAAAGCGAUGAAAUGAAAGUCGUGAAAAGGAAGUAACUUUUGAAAAUUAAACGACGAUGAUGUACGAAUUUUUAAUCUUUCGUCAGGUCCAACGUUUCGUAUAUUUAUGUACGUCGAAGCGAUAUGAAAUUUUGUAUAUUCUCGUAGGGAAAAAGAUUUUCCAGAUGACGAAGAGGAAAUAUCUUAUGAUUCCAUGAAAUACUAUGAAAUGAUUCUGUUCGCAAUCCAUUAUUUAUUUAGUAAUGCUUGACCAUUUUCUGCUAGCAACUUGUUGAUCAUCGUACGGAGAUUUCGAGUAGGUAGUUGUUUUUCUGUUCACCGACUCUUGCAAAAUUAUCCAUGGUGUACGUGUAACCGGUGUAACGAAAUGCUCCCGCGUAGCACGAAAACGUUAUUUCUGCCGGAACAGGUUCUUCUUCCUCGAGUCCUGAUUUUUCAGAAUCGCAUUUGCAAGCGGUCACGUUGCGACCCUUUGCACACCACGGAUAUCGUUGCCAUUCUCUUAAUCGUUACGAGUUUCAUUCACCAAACUUUAUCGAACCCUCAAUCGAUAACCGAAGCGUGAAAAAACACUUUUGUUGAAACCAUUCAAUACAAAAUAUUAAAUCAUGAACACUGAAUUCACCGCUGUAUAAUGUUCUUUUAUUUAUUUCCACCGAUAAAACACAGGUGUAUAGAAUGGUCAGAGUUAUCCAAAUCUCUCUGUGUUUAAUAAUUUCAAUAGAAUUUCACAAACAGUAGGUACCGAGGUCCAUUGUUUUUGUCGAUGAAUUCAUUGAACUGAACGUAUAGCACGCUUCUUUUGAACCCUUGCUUUCGUGGAUUACUGUCAGGAUAACUUUGAUUGAAGCGUGCAUUCUAAAGGUACUUUUGUCGAUUCUAUUCAAAUUUCAGCUCAGUGAAAGUUUUUUAACACAGGAUUCUUUGUUAGUUCCCGGUUCUUACAAUCAGAACUGACAGUCAAUUUAUUUCAUUUACUCCAGAUCGAUGAGAUAAAUUAUUUUUAGGAGAAAAAGUUGACGGUGAAAAUACAAGCAAAGAGAGGUUUAACGUGGAACAGAAAUAAAUGUUCGUAUUUUCCAUUCCAUUCGCAAAUAUACAAACAAACGUGCAUCGUUUGUUUAUUCAGAUUCGAGAAUAUCGUGAAAGAAUGUUCGAGGCACGAUCCAUAAAAAAUUGAAGAGACACGUGUGAAUCGUUUGUUCGCGAAUCAAUCGAAUGAUCGAUCGCGGAGAGGAUGAAGUCAUCGGACACUUAGCCGGCUUACCUCUCGUCGCCAUGAAUUUUUCGUGGCAGCUUGUUGGAGUGAAAACUUGAAGCGGCGAUAACGAGAGAAGAGCAGGAGGAAUCGUUAGAGGACGCGAACGACAUGUCCGUCGAACGAAACGUCGAAGAAAUCGAUCGGAAUGAAAAUGGGAACCGCACGGAGAACCGCUCCAGCUACCUUCCGGAAUUCUUCAACAUCACUUUGCCGGACGUCAACGCGACGGACGAGAUCGACUCUUUCUACUUUUACGAGACGGAACAAUUCACGGUGUUAUGGCUACUAUUCGCGAUGAUAGUGGUGGGCAACAUAGCGGUGCUAAUUGGCCUCCUAUGGGGCAAACGUCGAAAGACAAGAAUGGACUUUUUUAUCAAACAACUGGCGUUUGCGGAUUUAUUGGUCGGCUUGAUAUCCGUGCUAACGGAUAUAAUUUGGAGAACGACGGUGACCUGGCACGCCGGUAACGUAGCUUGCAAACUGAUACGAUUCAUGCAAGCUGUUGUUACGUACAGCUCUACGUACGUACUUGUCGCCCUGUCGAUCGACAGAUACGAUGCCAUCACCAGACCGAUGAAUUUCACUGGCAGGUGGUGGAGAGCUAGAGCACUGGUCAUCGGUGCCUGGAGCUUGUCGGCAUUGUUCAGUGUUCCAAUCAUAUUCCUGUACGAGGAGAAACGCAUACAGGGGAAGACACAGUGCUGGAUUGACCUGGGCUCUCCGUUGCAGUGGAGGAUCUACAUGAGCCUGGUCAGCUUUACCCUCUUUAUAGCACCUGCUCUGAUAAUAGGGGGCUGUUAUGCUGUGAUCGUAGCUACUAUAUGGUCACAAGGUGGAGCAUUACGCCAAGGACCUACCAGGGACACCAGGAGGGCGUCUUCCAGAGGGCUGAUCCCUCGAGCGAAGGUCAAGACGGUGAAAAUGACUCUCGUCAUAGUAUUCGUAUUCAUUCUGUGUUGGAGUCCCUAUAUAGUGUUCGAUCUCCUCCAAGUUUACGGUUACGUACCGGAAACACAGACCAACAUCGCGGUGGCCACGUUCAUUCAGAGUUUAACGCCAUUAAACUCGGCUGCCAAUCCGAUCAUAUAUUGCCUCUUCAGCACAUCAUUUUGUAAAACUGUACGAAACAUGCAGGCGAUCUCCUGGGUUUCUGGAUGGUGUGCGACGAAUCCUCAUCACUGUUUCGGCACCGGUGGUCCAAACAGUAGCAGCAGAACCACAGUGACAACCUCGCUGACAGCACACUCGUCGCGAAGAAGCGGCCACAUCGCGAUGCUACACUCCACCACCAGGAAACGAGUCAUGGUAUCUUUAGUAUAAAAAACGAACGAUGCAAGCCUGCUUCCUGUCCAAUAAGAUCAACUCUCCUGCCUAAUGAGAGCUUCGAAGAAGCUCGACAGAGACAACGAGUAUUAAGGUAGGUAUCCGCUUGUCAAGAGUGCUCCUCUCUUCGCAUCCUUCAGCGUCGUCAAGCGAUAUGCAAAUAUAUCGUUUUCAUUUCUUUUUUUUUUAUAUAACUGAUACGAUAUUGGAAUUUGCAAGCGGAUACCCACCUUUGAACGUCUUUCGAAUUAUGUUUUAUUUAAUUUUGCUAAGAAAUUGAUAAAUGUCGUUGCUAUACAAAUAUGAUAAUCGUUUUUACAUUGGAAACAUAAUUUGGGAGACGACGUUGGAAGUACGCGGUUUGUUGCAAAAGUAACGCAUAUUUGUAAUAAACCACGUAUGUGUAAAAUACAUUUUCUAUUUACGUAAUCAGUAUUUCAGGCCUGGUCUUCUGUGUCGGCAAAUAAAUGUCUUUCAUCUUCCAU